AUGGUUCUGAUUCUGAUUGCCCGCCCCCACGACCAUCGAGAAGAACUGCGGGCCAAAGUACGCCAGCGCCGUGGCCCCCGUCGACUGCUGGGCCAGGAAGAUGCCGACCGCGAGCAGGAUGCGGUGCGCGUUGGGGCCCUCGAGGAGCUCGUGUACCGAGAAGCCGGCGCGGGCCCGGCGCUCGUCCUCGAUCCCGGCCCGGAUCUCGGCCAGUUCGUCGACGACCGUCUUGUCGGAGCUCGCCCGGAUCCAUUCCAGGCUCCGUCGGGCCUGCUCGUGCUGGCCCUUGGACACCAGCCACCGGACGCUCUCCUCCAGCGUCAGCACGCCCAGACCCAUGAGCCCGCCGGGCACGAGCUGGAGCGCGAUGGGAAUCUGCCACUGCGCGGGUCCAGAGGGGAUGAACUUCAUCGCGUAGUCGAUCCAGUACGAGAUGAGGAUGCCGAUCGUGAACAUGAACUGGUAGCAGCUACCCAGCCUGCCGCGGAUCUCCUUGGGCGCCAUCUCGGAGAGAUAGAUGGGGAUCACGCUCGACGAGCCCCCGACCCCGAGGCCGCAGAUGACUCGACCCAGGUAGAACACUCCCAGGGAGUGCAGGUUGACGACCUCCAGGACGACUCCCAGGCAGAAACCAGCGAGCAAACGACAAUGGCUACGCGUCGGCCGUGGCGGUUGUUGACGGGCCAGAUGGCGAAGCAGCCCACGAGGGCACCGACCUGCUGGAUGCCGACGGAGAUGGCGCUGACGGAGGUCUCGUCGGAGGGGCCGUAG
This is a messenger RNA of Rasamsonia emersonii CBS 393.64, 771 nucleotides long. RefSeq lists its product as uncharacterized. The record is from RefSeq and is a predicted model, not a curated record. The coding region runs from base 1 to 771 and encodes 256 amino acids. The transcript has a single exon. Lineage: Eukaryota; Fungi; Ascomycota; Eurotiomycetes; Eurotiales; Trichocomaceae.